Molecule: messenger RNA, 2637 nt
Organism: Pseudocercospora fijiensis CIRAD86
Lineage: Eukaryota; Fungi; Ascomycota; Dothideomycetes; Mycosphaerellales; Mycosphaerellaceae
Exons: 3
Coding region: 1-2430 (809 amino acids)
Molecular function (GO): protein binding
Source: RefSeq, a predicted model, not a curated record
AUGUUUGCGGAAGGAGGAACAGGCGACGUUCUCCAACGCCAGCGACCCUCCUUCUUGAUGCCCUGUCUUUGCAUCCUGAUGGUCUUGAAUGCCCCGCUCUCAGCGCCCAAGCCCAAGACCUGUAUGGUCUCGUUCGCGUGCUUCAUCUUGGCUGCAUCCUGGGCACGGCACGAGCCUUCACGCAAUGGCAAUGCCACGAUAAUGCAGACUAUUUGGACCCGCGUCGCUCAGGUGCGAGGGUCCUGCCGCUGCCCACAAUGUCGUCACGCAGCCCAGCGAGUAUCCAGAAGCGCCGGCACCGCGAACGCCAAUGCUAUCAGGCCUCAAUACUGGACAUCGUCCACGCUUUGGUAUUCGGGAAUAUUCGCAGCCGCAGCGACAUUCGAUGCAAGUGUGAAGCAGAGGAGGCGAGAGCAGUGGGACCAGGCUAUAGCGGACGUGAAGCAAGAGCUGGGCCAAGCGAUGCAUGUGGAUCAGAAGUUGGCCGCAAGACACUCUGCACACUCGGCAUCCCCUGAUGCGCUACGUGAAGGCCAGCAUUUGGAGGUAGAUGGGCUGGGAGAAGUCCCAGGAGAAGGCUGUCGCGUGGGAAAAUAUGCAAUGACUUCAAGGACUGAUGAGACUUUGGACGAUGCUGUUAAUCCGCGAGCCCCCGUCGAGGAGAACCUGGCCACAUCCACAUCUGCAUUCACUCCUCUCGAUGCGGAAACGCAGUGGAAGGAGGAGAUAAUGCAGCACGCGGAUAGCAGUAUUGGACGUCGGAAGCGAGCAACAUGGCCUGCCAACACUGGUCACGAUCUCAAUGUCUUCCAUCUGCCGGCUCAGUCGAUAUAUGCCGAGGAUCCGCGCAAGAGAGAAGCAGAUGCAUCGCGAUGGUCGGAGAAGAAACUUAAAACCGUUGAAAUGGUGACCGAGCUUUUACUCAUGACAUUCUUCGCCUGGCUUCGACAUCGUGAGGCGCAAGGCCUAAGUUGUGAAGAUGCCGCACGUGCUGUCCCACCCGAAUUCGCAGGCAAAAUUCGACACUACGCCAAGCUGAGAAUGCAUGAGUUCUAUGGUGCAGUGAAGCUAAAAGCGGCCGACGUGCAACGUCUGGUAGACAUGGAUCCUCGUGAGAGCAUCGACUUCCAGCGCAACGCCAAGGAUGAGCAAUUGUGCAAAUACAUGCAAGACGACCUUGGUCACCAUCGAUCCAUGCAGAACGACAUGAACACGGCUAUGCGAGAGCUAUUCGACCAAGCUGACAGCAAAGCUCUUGAAGCUCCACAAUAUCUGGCCAAAGUUUUCUAUAACCUCUCGGUGUCAACAGCGCCACCGAAUAUGGACACGUACAACACAUUGAUCACUCGCCUGCACCACCUGGGUCAUACUCUGCUAACCAGAGCGACCAUAAUAUCAUUCCUCAGAGCCCAUCUGAGGCCUAACGAAGUCAGCCUGGCCGCCAUCUUGAACUUUCGCACCGACACAGACGACGAAGAGGGAUUCCGCUACAUCGUGGAGCGGAUGAGUGGUGCCGGUAAGAGAGGAGAGUUCUUGAUGGAGGCAGGUCCUUGGACAAAAAGGCCGGCGGGCAGUUGGUAUCACGGCAAUCGUAUCUUCGCUCGGGACGAUGGGCGAAUGGUGCAGAAAGCAUACGCCACCCCUAUGGUCUUCAACGCGUUGGUGAGGGGUGUACUGCGAUUCAACGGUUUUGAAGAAGUCCUUCGCGUGACUCGAGCAUGGGCUAAAGAAGGCUGGGGCCUUGAUGUUGACGGUUUCUCUAUACUCCUCAAAGACUGCGUGGACCGCGGCGACUGGACAGCAGGCUUAGCCGUCUGGCGCCAGAUUGAAUAUCUUCAGAAGAAACGCAGAACUCGACAGAGUGAAUACCUUCAGAAGAAACAUAUACUUCGGCCAGCAAAAAUCAGCCUUUGGACUUUGGCCGACAUGUUACAGCUCUGUAUCCAAGCAGGCGAUCGAGAAGAAUUUGAUCACGUUAUGGAUAUUGCACUCAAAACACAUGCACCUGAGGUGCGCUCGGGCAUACUGACGAAUCUGGUCAAGAAGAAGCAGGGCGAAUAUGCUUCCAAGCGGUUAGCGGAACGAAACGGUAAAGAGCAAGAUUCUUCGUCGGCGGAGAGUGAGCGACUCCCUACCAGUAGGCUUUUCAAUGUCUUCGAACAAUUUUCCAAGUUGGAGUACGCAGGGAGAAAACAUCGAGCUUUGAAGGCUACUCCCUCGCAUCUCGACAGAGACGAGCUUCGAGAGACUGGAUUCCAGCAGGCUUGCCAAAGCCAGCAACAUCUGUCGGAUCAUCUCAAACCACCGAAAUCCGAUGUGCUUCGCAAAGCGCAAGAUCGAACAUCUUCCAUCAGCACGAUGAGUGCACCUGUCUUGCCAAAAGAUUAUCGUGACGGCCAUCUAGGAGAGGCGGAAACAUUGGAUGAGUAGGAACUUCACGAGAGGCCUAUGAGCCAGUUGAAUCGAUGAAGCGCGCAGCAUGUGAUGGCGCUCUGGUAUUGGGUCUGUUGGCAUAUUAAAGGCGUCUACAAUGGUGAUCCAGUGUUGAUGCUGCGGGACCAGGCAUGUACAGAUGAUGAUAUAGAGCAUAGAUGCGAGAUACCCAUGAUGAGCUUGAUGCACGACAGUUGUGUUCUU